UUGGCCUGUCUGUCAAGUCAAAUUUAACAAUUCCCAUAAUAUUGAAAACUGAAAUGUACACAUUCAUCAAAUGCACAUAUAAACUUGAAUUAAAACAAUUUACUCUGUGUUUGAUAUGUGUUUAUUAACGAAUGUGUGACGUUUAUUUUAAAAAUUAAUUAAGCUGUUAAAAUAUGCAGUGAUUUUCUAAAUGCAAUGAAUUGUCACCUACUUCAGUUCUAUUGUAAAUAACAUUUUUUCAACAAUAAGUUACUGUAAUAUGGUGUUUGUUAGUUUGCAUGGAUGUUAUACAUAAUUAUUUAAAUUCAUAUAUAUUUAUACUAAAUGUAUAAUGAACAGCAUGGCCAAGUGUAGGCUCUUCUCCUACAAUGGCUUCCUCAUCUCAUUCUGUGAACAUGGAUUUUGACCAUUCUUGGCAAGAUAACACUGAGUGUUUGAAUCUGGAAUUUGGGCCAUUUGAAACUGUUCACAGAUGGAAACGUAUGCCAGAAUGUGAUGAGUUUGUGGGAGCUAGACGCAGCAAACACACUGUAGUGGCGUAUAAGGAAGCAAUUUACGUGUUUGGAGGCGAUAAUGGGAAAACAAUGUUGAAUGAUCUGCUUCGAUUUGAUGUCAAGGAGAAGUCUUGGGGAAGAGCCUUUGCCACGGGAGCCCCUCCAGCUCCCAGGUACCAUCACUCAGCUGUGGUGUACGACUCAUCAAUGUUUGUGUUUGGAGGUUAUACUGGUGAUAUUCAUUCUAACUCAAAUCUUACAAACAAGAAUGAUUUGUUUGAGUAUAAAUUUCAAACUGGUCAGUGGAUCGAAUGGAAGUUUGUUGGCAGGACCCCUGUGCCCCGGUCCGCGCACGGUGCAGCUGUAUACGACAAUAAACUGUGGAUAUUUGCCGGUUACGAUGGCAACGCCAGACUCAACGAUAUGUGGACAAUAUCAUUGCAGCCUGGUGACCCUAAACAGUGGGAUGAGAUUGUGCAAGCAGGGGACUGUCCUCCCACGUGCUGUAACUUCCCUGUCGCCGUCGCUCGAGAAUCCAUGUUCGUCUUUAGUGGGCAGAGUGGAGCCAAAAUAACAAACAGCCUCUUUCAAUUUCACUUUGAAGACCUGAGGUGGACUCGGAUAUCAACAGAACAUAUUCUACGCGGCGCCCCACCACCACCCACCCGCCGCUAUGGCCACACAAUGGUGGGGUUUGAUCGUCACCUUUAUGUGUUUGGUGGGGCGGCCGAUUCCACUUUGCCCAAUGACCUGCACUGCUAUGACUUGGACACACAGACUUGGGCUGUCAUCACACUAGCCCGCGACUCCAAGGUGCCCUCCGGCCGUCUGUUCCACGCAUGUGCUGUCGUUGGUGAUGCCAUGUAUGUGUUCGGGGGCACUGUGGAUAACAAUGUGCGCAGCGGAGAGAUGUAUCGCUUCCAGUUUUCCUGCUAUCCUAAAUGCACACUUCAUGAGGACUUUGGAAAAUUCUUGGAGUCAAGGCAGUUCUGUGACGUUGAGUUCUUGCUGGGUCCUGAUGAGGAGAAGAUACCAGCUCACAUUGCCAUUGUUGCAGCCCGCUCACAAUGGCUGCGGCACCGAAUACAGCAGGCACGAGAGACCAGGGACAAGCACCUAGAGAAGUUAUUUGGUACAACACAAGUUCCAUUCAAGGACAUACCUUUGCUGGAAGUGAAGCUUAAAGAUGCUGUCCCAGAAGCUUUUGACAUGGUACUCAACUAUAUCUACACAGACCGAAUUGACCCUACUAAAAAGAUAGAAGAUCUAGCCUCACAUCGUAUUGUGCUUCUGAUGAUGGACGUUUACAGACUUGCUUUACAGUUCCAUAUGCGGCGGUUGGAGCAGCUAUGUGUCCAGUAUCUGGAGGCAUCUAUAAAUCAUCGCAAUGUGUUGGAGGCACUCCACAAUGCAACCACUCUCAAGCUUUACUACAUCAAGGAGUUCUGUCUCAAGUUCAUUGUGAAGGAGACAAACUACAACCAGAUAAUAAUGAGCAAGGACUUUGAGAAUCUGGACAAAUGCCUGAUGGUAGAAGUGAUAAGGAGGCAAAGGAUGCCACACAUUAGGUCCCUACUUGAGCCUCAGUUUGAUAACACAGGUACCAACUUGGAGCAGGAUAUGGAGUGUUUCCUCAAGUACGCUGGGAAGGAGUUCUGUGAUAUCACCUUGAUGCUGGAUGGAGAAGCAGUUCCCGCUCACAAGUCUAUUCUUGCAGCUCGCUGCAGCUAUUUUGAAGCCAUGUUCCGUUCUUUCAUGCCUGCAGACAACAUUGUGCACAUACAAAUCGGUGAAAUGGUGCCAUCACGACAAUCUUUUGAUUCACUGCUCAGAUACAUUUACUAUGCUGAUGUGAACAUGCCUCCUGAAGAUUCCUUGUAUCUGUUCAGUGCUCCAUAUUUCUACGGUUUCACCAACAAUAGGCUACAGGCAUUUUGUAAACAAAAUCUUGAAAUGAAUGUGACAUUCGAAAACGUAAUACAAAUUCUAGAAGCAGCUGACCGGAUGCAGGCUUCUGAUAUGAAGAAAUAUUCCUUAAACUUAAUUGUACAUCACUUUCCAAAGGUUGCUCGGUUGCCAAAGAUGCGUCUACUCAGUCGAGAACUUCUCCUUGACAUCGUGACUGCUCUCGCUGAUGACAUGAGUGCAGCGGUGACAUGUAAUGACAAGAUCUGCCAGGACACGUCAAGCAUCAGUCUGAGCAGCGAGACCUACUGACCUCUCAGCUCUAGGUCUCAGAAAACCUUAAAGAAACGUUCUUCAGUGUUGUAAGCUUCAAAUUGAGUUCCCUGGACAACUUAGAGCACUUACGUCUCAAACUGACCAAAUAGAAUUUACUGAUUUUACGAUUCACUUAUGUAGAAGUCUUCAAGGAUGUCUUCAGGUGGUGAUCACAGGUGUCCGGUGACCUAACGGAUUUAAUAAACACAUACACUCAGUCUCUAAGACGCUUUUGUGAUAUGAAACGUGCGUUCCAUGCGACUUGAUCUAGCCUAUUUCAAAGUUUAUGAUACAAAGAAAUUUGUAAGAAAGCUCUCCUGUAAUGUUGUGAUGUACCGGUGCUAACACUCUUAUCACAUACCGUGUAUUCUUCAUGACUAUGUCGGUCUGAUUUAUUACCAGCACUGUUACUCAUGUAAUGUUGUAAUUUCAUGUAGAGUUUAUCGCUCUAGGACGUACAAAAUGUAAAUGUUUAGUGAUCAACGCACUGUUCUGUAUCCAUCGUUUAACUAAUAUACUGAGCAAGGUUAUAGUGACCUUACAAGGAACAUUCUUGAUGUUGUGAUAACACUUGUGUGGCGCUACAGCAACCUGAUCCAAUCCAAACAUUUUAUACCUCAGGGUCUUACUAAGCUAUAAAAAUACUCUUUAUAAAUGUUACUUAAGACAAGUGUUAAAUGUAUCUGUUAGGUGGUGUAGUUCCUUUGUAUUUACUAUUAGUUGUACGACAGUACUGUAGGAUCUAAAUUGAUAUUUAAAGAAAACAUUGCCAGUCAUUUUGUUUAUUGUUGAAUAAAACGCAAGAAAUUGUUGAAGAACUAUAAUAAAACAUCUAACUUUUAACAUCAGAGUUUUUAUAGAGUAGGAAGGGCAGGCUUACCUUUACCGGAUAGAUAGGAUAUUCUUCAUCUUCACAGAGACAGUAAAAGGACACCCCAAAGUGGCUGAAAAUUAAUUCCUGACUCUAUAAACUUGACUAUUCUAUCCGGAGUUUUGCAUUAUUCCAAAACUCCCCCCUUAUCAAAUGAAACAUUUUAUGUAUCUCAUAAUCUAUGUAUGACACACCAUCAAACCUUUGUCUUAUUGCUGAUAAGCUUUUUCCGCAGCAAUAAGGUUGAUCGUUAGCAUAUUGGAAGGAUAUUUCUCUUCUUUUUCACAAACACAUAUUAAAGGAAAUCCUGAUAUUAUACAGAAUCUGAACUUGCAAGUUUUGGGUUUUCUUAUCUCUAAAUGUGAUCUGAUGAAGCAAUAGGUAUAGCAAUUCAUAGCAUCUUCUAUAUGAUUGCUCUGGAUCUCUUAAACAUGCCAGCUAAAGAUUUGGGUUGCCUGUACAACGUUAAUUCUUAGCCCCAUGUCAUCUCUGAUACUCCAAGUUAUGAGCUGAUAUUGUCUGCAGUUUCUUAUAGCGGAACAUGUUCUCCACCUUAAUAUGCUUUCGUUCAAUUCUCACAGAUUCUCCUCCAGUUCCUGUUGUCUGUUCUGCAGCUACGAAAUGUAACAGCUGUGGAUGGAUAUAACUCACUUACUUGUUUUACCAGCUACGUUUUUCUCAGGAUUUAUCACAGUCUCCAGCCUUUGUAUUUCUUCCUCCAAAGCUCUUCUAUCUUCUGUGGUCUCUUCUUUUCUGUCUUAAGCACAUUUCUAAUGCUAUGGCCAUCUGUGUUUGUCACACCAGCAAACUUUUUUUGUCAUUGCUGACAAGUUUUCUCCACAAAGUUUUCUUUACCAGCUUUUAAAUUUUAAAUAUGUUUUUAAGCCUACUUUGUCCAUCCUACCUAAACUCUGAUGUUAAAACUAGUUUUUUUUUUUGCCUUCUGUAAUAAAAAAACUUGAAACUUAUUCUCGCCCUUCAAACCUCUUAUCAAUUCUCUACAAUUAAUUCUGAAUGUUCCAAAAUCAAUCCAUAAAAAUUUUGGCUCAAACAACUGAAGAACUAUACUUUCAUUAGCCAAAAUUAAUUCUUAUGUCCUUUACCUAGAAAUCUGCCUCAAAUCCAUCACCCACUGGUAUAACUCAAAAACCUCCUCUAACCAGCAUACCGAAAUUUGCUCAAUCGAUCAAGAGCUUCAUAAUUACAAAACCGUCAUUGUCAAACUUGGAUACCCGAAGUUCAUGGUUGACAACAAAAUCUGGUUAGCUCAGGUAUCCCGAACUCACAAAAAACAAGGUAGAACGACACAUAUCACAAUGAACUACAAUCUUUAAAUAUAAUUCUCAAAGAAUGCUAAAAGCCCUUCAAGCUUCUCUCUUCAUCAAGGCCUCUUACAAUCUCCUCUAUCUACAGUGUUCAGACAACCAGCCAGCUUAAAAACCAUACCUGUCUAUAAAAAAUUUCCAAAUCACAACACUACACAGUCCACGUCAAAAAGUGGCCCUUAUACAUGUGGACACAAGAAGUGUAGAACUUCUGUAAUGCAUGUGCCUACAAAUCAGUUCAAUAGGUCUGUCACAAAAGCUGUGCACCAAUUUAAAGUGCACAUACUAGUGCUACUGGAAAUGUCAUUUACUGAUUUCGCUAACAGCCUAAAGCUUACGCACCCACAUGAAUUACUACCGACAAAAUGUUGAAAACAAAUUCAAAGACGGAUAUGUCACCCAAUACUGUGCCAGCUACCAUAUCACUUUCUUCAACGACUGUUUUACAACCAAAAUAAUAAAGAUUCUUCCCAAUCAAACCUAACUGAGGAGAUGGGAAUUAGCCUACCAGUGGGUAACCAAAUAAAGAACCACCUAAUCUAAACAUAAGGUAUUUCCUUGCUUAACUCCCUCCUUUCCUUUUCUCAGGCUUACUAAAGAACUGAAAACAUGAACUGUGUAGAUAUAGUUUUAUGUGCUAACAUAGUGUGUAUAAUAGACUUUGUCAAAGUGCAACCACAUUGUUUUUGCAAUUUGGCAAAACUGUAUACUUUAAACAUAACCUCUCUGUUGUUGACAUUGGCCCAUUGGCAUGAAAUAUACAAUUUUUAUGUGUUUUUAAUGUCUCUCUGAAGAAGAAGAGAAAUAUACUUUCAAUAUGCUCUAGAGGGAAAUGAGUGCAGCCAAUAAGAAACUGCAUGCAUUAUUGUUACAUUUUGUACCUGCAGGAACUGGAAGAAAAUCUCUGAGAACUGAACGAAAACAAAUUAAGGUGGAGAGCGUGUUCCACAAUAAGAAACUGCAGACAUUAUUAGCCCAGUGUUUUCGUGUUCUCAAUCAGCUUACAAUAGGCAAUUGAAGAAUAGAGACCAAUUUCAUUGUAUAAUUUACAGACCAAUCAUAUUGGUGAUCGACUGUGAAUAAGAUGUGGCCAAGUUGUUUAUUACAUCCCUAAGAAACUCGACAGCAUUUUUAUGAGAAGAUAAAGAUCACUUGAACUUUCAGGGAUGAAUAUGGGACUAAGAAUUAACGUCGUACAGGCAACCCAAACCUUCAGCAGGCAUGUUUGAGAGAUCCAGAGCCCAGUGUUUUCGUGUUCUCAAUCAGCUUACAAUUGGCAACUGAAGAAUAGAGACCAAUUUCAUUGUAUAAUUUACAGACCAAUCAUAUUGGUGAUCGACUGUGAAUAAGAUGUGGCCAAGUUGUUUAUUACAUCCCUAAGAAACUCGACAGCAUUUUUAUGAGAAGAUAAAGAUCACUUGAACUUUCAGGGAUGAUAUGGGACUUAGAAUUAACGUGGUACAGACAACUCAAAACUUCAGCAGGCAUGAUUGAGAGAAAUUUCAGCCUGACUAACCGAUCCAGGGCCUAAAACAAUUUUGUUUUUGGAGCUAUAUCAUUCAAUGAGGUAAAAGAUCAUGGCCCUGUAUUGAAUUACCUUUGCCAUAGUUAUGACCUCCAUGCCAGUUAUGAAUAAGAAAACGAACAACUUGUGGGUUCAAAUCCCAAAUGAUAUUAGAAAUUACUCUUCAGCCCAUUUUGUGUGCCCUUCUUAAUGUGUCCUGAAGAAGAAAAAAAGAAUCCAUCCAAAGUAGUAAAAAUCAACCUUGCUACUGAGAAAACAUACCAGCAAUUUUAAGAAAGUUUGAUGGUGUAUCGAACACAGAUGACUAUACGUAGCAUUAGAAAUGUGCUUCAAAGAAAGAUGGAGAAAGAAAAUACGAGAGCAUAGAAGCUCUGAAGGAGGAAAUAUGCUGGAGACUGUGUUCAAUCCUGGAAAUGAAGUGCAGCUGAAGAACAAGUGAGUAAAAGUAAUACAUAUCAGCUUACAAUAAGCAAUAGAAGAAUAGAGACCAAUUUCAUUGUAACAUUUACAGGCCUAUCGUGUUGGAGAUAAUUCUGGAGAAAAUGUUGCCAAGUGAAGUUUAUUACACCCCUAAGAGACAUGACAGCUUUUCUGUGUGAAAAUAAAGAUUACUUAAACUUUGAGGGAUGAUAUGAGACUUUGCAUCAACGUGGUACAGUCUAGAGAAAACUUCAGAAGGCCUGACUACCGACCUAGAGCCUCAAACAAUUUUGUAUUUGGAGCUAUAUCAAUGGUCAGAUAGAAGAUGCCGUACCUAAGGCCUCCAUCAGAUCCAGUUGGAAAUAAGAAAACUUGUAGGUUCAGAUCCCGGAUAAUAUCAGGAUCAACUACUUUUGAGCCUAUUUUGUGUGUCCUUUUUAGUGUCUCAGAGAAGAAGAAGGAAAUACUCUUCGAGUGUGGUAGAGAUAAGCUCUUCCUAUCCUAUUAAAACUCUAAUGUCAAAACCCAGCUUUUUGCCCUCUAUAAUCAUAAGAAUAUUGAAAUUGUAAGUUUUGUGAUAUUAUAUUAUAGUUAUUAAUUUUAAGAUAUUAGGGAAGCAGUUACUAAUUAUAUUACUAUUGGACUUGAUUUGUUAAACAUUUUUUAAUAAAUUAACAAAGAUUUUGUGUUACAGUAGGAUUACAUGUAUAUAAAACAGAAUUUUAUUGAAUUUAAUAUAAUAAAUAUUUGAAAUUUGUAAUGGAUAAUGUAAACAGGUGUACAGCGUGUGAUAUUUUUCGUCAAAAUGUAUUAGUUGUUAUUAAUUUGAAAAAUUGUCUAAAAGUUUCAUGUAUCGAUAUUGGUUGUUUAUGAUUAGUGAUGCAUGAUUGCAAGAUGUUGAAGUAUUCAAGAUGUUAUAAUUUUGGAAUGAAUUCAUUAAUUUUGCUCGCCAAGCUGCGGGUAAGAAAUCACAAUUAAAAACCCACUUCACUUUUAGAAAGAACAUUAUUCUAACUUCAGAGAUUCAUACACAUUAUAAGAAUAAUCUUUCAAUUUUAUUCCAGCUACUGUACUUCCAUACCAGCAAAGUGAAUCUUCAUUUCCUGGCUGAAUUACACGGGAAAAACAUAAUAUAAU
Molecule: messenger RNA, 7992 nt
Organism: Homalodisca vitripennis (glassy-winged sharpshooter)
Lineage: Eukaryota; Metazoa; Arthropoda; Insecta; Hemiptera; Cicadellidae
Gene: Lztr1
Product: leucine-zipper-like transcriptional regulator 1
Exons: 15
Coding region: 369-2711 (780 amino acids)
Cellular component (GO): Golgi apparatus
Molecular function (GO): protein binding
Source: RefSeq, a predicted model, not a curated record